Molecule: messenger RNA, 423 nt
Organism: Lathyrus sativus (Indian pea)
Lineage: Eukaryota; Viridiplantae; Streptophyta; Magnoliopsida; Fabales; Fabaceae
Source: the annotation of a GenBank genome assembly
AUGGAUCCUUUGCCUCCAAAUAACAAGAUAUUUUCUAUGGUUACCCAAUAUGAACAACAUCUUCAGCGGCAUAUACCUAAUGAUGAAUAUCAAUCAUUGAUAAAUGUUAUUGAUUCCAAGAAGUUUGGAUCAAGAUCCAAUACAUUUAAACAUGGAGCUCAUGUGUACACAUUCUGUGGUAAAACCAACCACACAGUGGAAAACUGCUUCAAGAAGCAUGGUGUUCCACAUCAUAUGCGAAAGAAAUUUCAAAAUGCAGCAAAUAAUGUUACAUCCGAUGGAAAUGAUAAUGAAUAUAUCCCUAAUAGUGUUAACAUCAAAGGUGACACGUCACCUAUGACUCAAGGUCAAUUUAGUGUUCUAAUGGCGCUACUUCAAAAAUCCAGCAUUGUCCAAGUCUCGGGACAUGCUUCUUCUAAUUAG